AUCAUUGUCUUCGUCUCACUCGUCUCUCUCUGACAAUUUCCGAGUCCUUCUAUAUUCCAAUGGCUUCUACAAAGGUCAACAAUCGAGGUUCGCCUGGAUCAAAAAGGUUUCGAAACGACGCUUCACGUAAAGAUGGAGAUUGGACCUGUCCUAAUUGUGGGAACUUAAACUUUUCUUUUAGAACUGUUUGCAACCAGGGACGCUGUGGUGCCCCAAGACCACCCCUAACUCCACCUGCCCCAAUUAUAAGCCCGUAUAGAAACAGUCAUCCCUUCUACUAUGGUGGUGUCGGCAUUCCUCCUCCAUCAUAUGGAAUGCCAAGUCAGUUUGGAUCCCCAAUACCUCAUCCUGGCAUACAGUAUGAUUAUGGUCUGUAUGCUAGGGCUCGUGCUCCAUACAGUCCAUUGCCCAUGUUCCCACCUGCAAGCUUUGGAGGUAUUAAUUAUGGUCCAAGGCCUAGAAUUGAUGGCUAUGGCUAUGGCUAUGGUUUUCAAAGUCCUCCUCCUCCAUGGGUUGAAGGAUUAAUAGCUGAUAAUUUUGCAUCUCGAAAACGCAGAGGAGGACCAGAUGGUUUAUUUGAAGGGGACUGGAUUUGUCCGAAGUGUGACAAUGUUAACUUUUCCUUUAGAACCACUUGCAACAUCAAACACUGUGGAGUUGUCAAACCUAACUCAAACAAACCAAAUGCAGCAGUUGUUCCUGAAGGUAGUUGGACUUGUGAAAAAUGCAGUAACCUCAACUAUCCCUUUCGAAAUGUAUGCAACCGCAAAGACUGUAGAACUGAGAAAACAGUUUCUGCCUAGUGACAUCUCUAUAUUGUAAAUUGAGGCUUCAGUGCAUUUGUCUCCUUUUAUAAAAGAAAAUUACUCUUAAGUGAACAUGAAUUAGAUAGCCGGAAAUCUUAAGGGAUAGGUUUCCCCUACAGAUAAUUUUGCCUUGAUUAUUGAUGGCAAUUCUUUUUUGGUUAAUUUAAUAUGACAAUUUAUAUUGAACUGAUUAUUAGAUGGUAAAUAAUAUCUCUGGAUAUUUAGUUUUUAUCAA
Messenger RNA from Glycine soja, 1041 nucleotides. RefSeq names its product ranBP2-type zinc finger protein At1g67325-like. NCBI's taxonomy places the organism in Eukaryota, Viridiplantae, Streptophyta, Magnoliopsida, Fabales, Fabaceae. The record is from RefSeq and is a predicted model, not a curated record. The transcript is spliced from 7 exons. Bases 60 to 803 code for a protein of 247 amino acids.